This is a messenger RNA of Rosa chinensis, 636 nucleotides long. RefSeq lists its product as uncharacterized. The record is from RefSeq and is a predicted model, not a curated record. The transcript has a single exon. The coding region runs from base 1 to 636 and encodes 211 amino acids. NCBI's taxonomy places the organism in Eukaryota, Viridiplantae, Streptophyta, Magnoliopsida, Rosales, Rosaceae.
AUGAGUCCUCAAGCUCCAGUACUCCAUCACCUCUUCUUUGCAGAUGACAGUCUUCUUUUUGGUGCAGCUACCAUAAGAGAAUGUACAGUUAUUAAAGGUAUUCUCAACAUUUAUGAACGUGCCUCUGGUCAGAAGGUAAACUUUGCUAAAAGUAGUGUGGUUUUUAGCAAUAAUGUUCAACCUGCUUUGAAGUCCACUUUGGCUUCCAUCUUGGGAGUGAAAUGUGUUUCGGAGCAUGAUCGGUAUCUUGGAUUACCAUUGAGGGUUGGGAGGUCCAAAAUGAAACGAUUCCAAUACUUGAAGGACAAGGUGUCCAAAAAGUUGGUGAAUUGGAAGUCUAAAAUCCUUAGUUGUGCCGGAAAAGAAAUUCUUAUCAAAGCCGUGGCCCAAGUGAUGCCUACUUAUGCUAUGAACUGCUACCUUCUUCCAAAGAGCUUGUGUGAUGACAUUCAUCAGCUUUGUGCGUCCUUCUUUUGGGGUGCCACAGAUGAGAAAAAGAAAAUACAUUGGAGAAGUUGGGAAAAAUUAUGUUUGACUAAGCAUGAAGGUGGCAUGGGGUUCAAAAUAUUUAUGCCUAUAAUCUUCCAAUGCUUGCUAAACAGGGAUGGAGAUUGCUUACUAAACCUACUUCUUUGA